UUUGUAUUGGUGUGUUUUUGUCAAUCGACAAUGUUCGUUAAAAUUCGCAAUGGUUCGUCACUCGUCAGUUCGUUGCUCGUCGCUCGAUGACCAACAGAUGUCCUGCGCAUGUCCGUGAAAUGCAGGUGAAGUGGAGUGUUCGCCUGGUGUUCGCGUCAUGUUUGUUCGAUGUGGUUCGCUGUUUGGGCCGGUUCCAAGGAUGAAUGGAGAAAUGGAGUGGACAGCAAAUGCAAUUUUUUCUUUUGUCAAUGAUCUUGAGAGGCUUCCCAUUUUGUGGGAUAGCAGAAUUCCCCAACAUAAAAUGGGAAAGAGAAAAAGUGAUGUAUGGAUGCAGUUGGCAACAAAAUAUAAGUGCACACCUGAUGAACUAAAAAGAAAGUGGCAAUCUUUGCAGAAACUUGAAUGUUUUGAAGCCAAAGAAGAGGUAAGAAAUGAGGAAGAACAAAGACUUACCGGUGAUGAUGAGCCUACUUUGGAAGAGGAGCAGGAAGAAGAAUCUCAAGAAGUCGAUGUUGAAGACAUGCAACCAAAUAUGGAAUUUGAUUCUGAACCUAGAACAUUCAUUCCAUCUAAAAUCCACGAUUUCAAAAAGAUGAAGCUUCAGUAUCGUGAUGAGGCAGCAGUAAAUGAAUCUUACAAUACUUUGAAACAAACUACCAUUCCAGAGUUAGAAGAGAGGAAUGAAUGUGUGAUAUUUGGGGAGUAUGUGACUAAGAAGCUGAGCAAAUUUGAUGAUCAUUUGUCAGCUUUAGUACAGCAUGAAAUUCACAAUAUACUAUUUCAGGCUGAGAUGGGUUACUUGACUGAUGUUUCACUUUCUUCACAGAAUUCUUUUAUUACAUCUGAUUUAAGUACCAAUUUGAACUCUGUCCACUCCCCAAGUUCCACGAGCCAUCACACUAAUGUGUAUGAAAUACAUCGACCACAAUAAAAAUUGUUUUCAUAUCUUGUGGUACAAAAAACAUCACUUAUAAGUUCCAUAAUUAUUUGCAGGUCUCUAAGAAUUUACAAAUUCCAGUCACCUCUCCAAUGAAAACUCUUUCUUUCCAAUCCUUUCCACAGUCUUGGGUAAUAUGUAGAUCAAUGGAACAUUACCCUCCUCUCUGAAGAACAAGUUGGGAAAUGCAUGUGUCACUGUUGGUGGUUUCAAAAUUGCGUGCAUAGUACCUAAAUCUGGUGGCAGGCAUAGUGGGCAGAGAGAAAUAGUGUGAUUAUCUCCUGCCUCGUAACAUCAAUUAAAGGGCACACUUGAAGAGAGUAAAAUUUGCUUAGAAGUGUUUUGUUUAAAAUUCUUUCAAAAAGCUGCAAAAUUUUGGCAUAAAAAUUCAGCAUUGCUGGAGAAUUAUAAAACAAUAGUCAUCUUCACGUUGAGCUAAACAAAUGUGAAAAUAUGAGUUUUUCUCUUUUGAGUCUUUAAUUGAAUUACACAUCAUAGUAAAACAUUGAAAAUGUGACUUUAAAGAAGAAGACAAAAAAGUGUUUAAUAAAGGUAAUAAUUAAGUUAACUCUUUUCCCCAGCCCCCCAAAAAGGAGCGAAAAAAUAUUUGAUUGGUUAGAGCAGUAUUUUCACAAUUGUUAGUUCGCUGUGUUGACAACCAGGGGUGGAUUCAGAGAUUAUUUUUGAGUGUGUUUGUGGAUUUUAUAUUUAUAUAAUUAUGAAUUAUAUAUUUAAAUAAUGCAGAUUUUGUAGAAUGACACAGGCUACACUCAGCUCAUGCUGCAAUACGGUUUUAUUUGCUUUAAUAAUUACUCAAAAAUAGUUUUGCUUGAAAGUUUCAUGUCAAGAUAAAAUUAAUAAUUACCUAAAAUUUGGGUGGUGGGGGAGAUUUCCCUCCCUGUGGAUCCGCGCUUGUGUAUCUACUAUAUACGAGCUAGUAUUGCUUUCAUUGAUUUUAUGGACACUUUAAUUGUGAUUAAUGUUUGUAUAUUUUCCAUGUAUUGCUUGGUGUUAAAUUUUCACAUUAAUUAGGGAGCAAGAUUGUUUCACAUAAGUUUGAAGAUCCCAAUCGACGAGUUCAUAAGAAUUAGACUAUCAGAACAUUCUGUACUUUUGGAUAGGAUCAUCUAAUUUUGGCCCCUUUUUUGUGUGUGUUUAUUCCAUAUUCUUUGUCACAAUACUUUUCAACGUCAAAUGGGUUUCAGUAUUUGAGGCAUUUUUGCAUGUCCUCCUUUGAAUAAUUUAUUUUCAGGGAUCCUUCCUUUCUUUGUGAUCAUAGUGAAAGGGCACACAUCAAGAUAAUCUACUUAUCCUACCUUUCCUUGCAAUAGCCUUAUGUCCUUUUUGAACACUUCCAGCACCAGCACAUUCUGCUCACACGAAUUUUACUUUUAAGGAAAUUGUAUAAUAAUAAUAAUUAAUAGUAUAAUACCAGUGCAAUAGUGUCCUGUCCUCAAAUUCUGUGUUUAGUGAAACAGGCUGAUACGUAUUUUUGCAUUACAUAAAAUACAUUUCAGAGUGUUUUUAUGGCAGAAAUGUGUGGUUAUUUUAAUGAAAUAUUACUCUGGUAUUGUACUUUAUUGUUCAUAAAACGGAAGAUUAAGAAAUCAUCUUUUUGCAUGGUUAAUUGAUUUGAGAAAGGAAUGGCUCUUGAGGAAUGGAAGUUUGGCCAUUAUUGCACACAUAUUCAGAAUUAUAGUUGUUGGGUCCUCUAAGGGUGCUAAUUGACAGGUCGUGCUGGGUAUUGUCUUUGGUCAUUUGAUCUGCCCCGCUGGGAAAGUAUUAAUUUGUUUCUAUUUAUGACACUGUGAUUCCAUACAUUGGUGCCUCAUUUACGAUUUCCACAAUUAAGAAGGUUCAAAUCAUCAAGUCUAGUAAUUUGCAAAAGAAAGCUUUCCCAAGAGCAUUCGUAGGAUUUGUUUAGACUGUUGUGUAAACAAAGAUUAUCAUUUCACUCAUCUAUUAAUCGAUUUGUGUUGCUCCUUCUCCACAGAAAAUUGUUAAAGCACAUCUUGGAAAAUAUCUUCAAAAAAUGUAUAAGAAAGGAUGUCUUCAGAGACUUACAGGAAAGAAAUGUACAAGUAGUAGUGCAUGCCUUUGCAGUCUACAGCAGGAUUG
This is a messenger RNA of Gryllus bimaculatus (two-spotted cricket), 3055 nucleotides long. The record is from the annotation of a GenBank genome assembly. Lineage: Eukaryota; Metazoa; Arthropoda; Insecta; Orthoptera; Gryllidae.